Gastrolobium bilobum is the source of this 1822-nucleotide messenger RNA. RefSeq names its product adenylosuccinate synthetase 2, chloroplastic. The record is from RefSeq and is a predicted model, not a curated record. The transcript has 4 exons. Gene Ontology annotation, biological process: IMP metabolic process; 'de novo' AMP biosynthetic process. Lineage: Eukaryota; Viridiplantae; Streptophyta; Magnoliopsida; Fabales; Fabaceae. Gene Ontology annotation, cellular component: cytoplasm. Gene Ontology annotation, molecular function: adenylosuccinate synthase activity; GTP binding. Bases 48 to 1505 code for a protein of 485 amino acids.
UCUCUCUCUCUUUCUCUCUCACACUUGUGUUUGUGUUUGAGUUCGCAAUGAGCAGCAUCUCAUAUCUGACGCUUGAUUCUCACACAAUAUGCAACACUCAACGCUCCUUCUCCUUCCGCCACCAUCGUCCCACACGGAACGUCGUCGUAUGCGCCGCGAAGCCUGUCGCUCCUCCUCCCACUAAGCUCAGCGCCGCCGACACCUCCGGCGGUCGAAUUGGGUCGCUGAGUCAGGUUUCCGGCGUUCUGGGUUGCCAAUGGGGCGAUGAGGGUAAAGGGAAACUCGUCGACAUCUUAGCCCAACACUUCGAAAUCGUUGCUCGUUGUCAGGGUGGAGCUAAUGCUGGGCAUACUAUUUAUAAUGCUGAAGGGAAGAAGUUUGCCCUUCAUCUUGUUCCUUCUGGUAUCCUCAAUGAGGAUACUCUGUGUGUAAUUGGGAAUGGAGUUGUGGUCCAUCUGCCGGGGCUGUUUGAAGAAAUUGAUGGGCUUGAAUCGAAUGGGGUGUCUUGCAAGGGAAGGAUAUUGAUAUCUGAUCGCGCUCACCUCUUGUUUGAUUUCCACCAAGUAGUGGAUGGGCUAAGAGAAGCUGAGCUUGCUAAAUCUUUCAUUGGCACGACCAAGAGAGGCAUUGGACCGUGCUACUCCAGCAAGGUUAACCGGAAUGGCAUUAGAGUAUGUGAUUUGAAGCACAUGGAUACUUUUCCUCAGAAGCUUGAUUUUUUGUUAUCAGAUGCAGCAUCGAGGUUCAAAGAUUUUAACUAUGGUCCUGACAUGCUCAGGGAAGAAGUUGAAAAAUACAAGAGAUAUGCUGAGAGGUUGGAACCCUUUGUUGCUGAUACUGUGCAUGUCAUGAAUGAUGCUAUAUCACAAAAGAAGAAGAUUUUGGUUGAAGGAGGACAAGCAGCCAUGUUGGACAUUGAUUUUGGAACUUAUCCCUUUGUUACUUCUUCUAGCCCAUCAGCAGGUGGGAUAUGCACUGGACUUGGUAUCGCUCCAAGAGUAGUUGGUGAUUUAAUAGGAGUGGUGAAAGCAUACACUACGAGAGUUGGUUCCGGUCCUUUUCCAACAGAAAUUUUGGGACCAGGAGGUGAUCUCCUCAGAUUUGCUGGGCAGGAGUUUGGAACAACUACAGGCCGUCCUCGACGGUGUGGUUGGCUGGAUAUAGUUGCAUUAAGAUACUCUUGUCAGAUCAAUGGUUUUUCUUCAUUGAAUCUCACCAAGCUGGAUGUUUUAUCUGAUCUUGAUGAAAUACAGUUAGGUGUCUCUUAUAAACAUGCUGAUGGUACCCCAGUCAAAUCAUUCCCUUCAGAUCUCCGUCUUCUUGAGCAAUUGAAGGUGGAAUAUGAAGUACUUCCUGGAUGGAAGUCUGAUAUUUCUUCCAUCAGAAACUACUCUGACCUUCCAAAAACUGCACGGCAAUAUGUGGAAAGGAUAGAAGAACAUGUUGGUCUCCCUAUCCACUACAUUGGUGUUGGGCCUGGACGUGAUGCCCUCAUAUACAAAUGAGUUCACAUUUGAAUUCCACUAUAGGCAAGUUGAAGCUUUUUGCGGUACUAGUAUUUGUUCCCUCUAACUUUGAGAGAUUUGGGACGAAAACGCAUUUGAAGUGACUAGUGAGGAUUACCUACUUGAUGUAUUAUGUUGUUAUCCAUCUUCUGUGGGGUUUGGUUUGAUACAGGGAGUUUUCACCUUUUCAUCUUCUAUGGUGAUAACAUCUGUCCUAAGCUGUUACUCUUGUAGCAGAAAAUAAUGUUGUACUUUAACGACUCAGAGGCUUCAGGCAUCCGCUUUCUAAUAUCUCCGAAUUGUGAUCAUGAAUCUUU